Molecule: messenger RNA, 825 nt
Organism: Meloidogyne enterolobii
Lineage: Eukaryota; Metazoa; Nematoda; Chromadorea; Rhabditida; Meloidogynidae
Source: the annotation of a GenBank genome assembly
AUGCGUCAAAUUUCUUCUAUGGCAUCAGCGGUUGUCGUCUUCGCCUUGUUCCAGCUUCUCGUAUAUUUUGGCAAUGUUGGUGCAAAAUCGGGCACAGUUGGACUUGGAGAUCAUACGCUGAAGGAUGAUGGCAAAGUUGAGCUCCAUGAACAAGCCAAAGUAGCCGAUUAUAACUCCCUUGAGGCCUACAGAGCAACGUUUGGAGACAAAGCCUGCAAUCUCAACUUUGACGGUGUCGGGAAUAUCGCUCUUUCCUAUGAGAAGGACAAGCGUUGCACUGUAGAUCUGCUCACCAAUCAAGAGGAAGUUUUUAGCUUUGUUGCGGGACUGAAAGGGAGUACAGACGAACUUUAUAAAUGCUUGAAGGCAUAUAACAGUUCGACUAUCAUCAACAAUUUGCCGUUCAUGUACCGUUUGACUCAGGCCGAAUUUGAUAAAUUAGAAACGGGUAAACACAAGGACCAGACGAAAUGUGGUGGUGAUGGUGAUUGUACAGACACGAGAUGCAAACAGUCUGAGAUUGUUUGGUGGAGGGAUGAAAAAAAUGUUCUGGCAAACGUCAGCCGAGCGGUUGGUAGUCUCUCUGCGUCACACAGUGAAAUAAUGAUAAAUGGAGAAGAAUUGACAUUCACUGUAACUGUCAAAGAUCAGACAGAAUGUCAGAAUGAGCCAAACAAUUGGGAAAUUACUGGCAAGAAUCCGAAACCUGAAAUGAAGUAUUUGUUGGUAUUUCAUUUGUUGCCUCAAAGCAGUGGAAGGAUAAUCGGCCAGGCGGAGGAGGAUUCGGACUGCAAUUUGGAGUUGGAAAUUACUUUCGUAAAAUAG